GGAUCCACCUGAUGCGUCACCCUGCCCUCACGGGCGUCGCGUAGCGCCGGCGGGCGGGAGGUUCGAUUGCGGAGGACGGCGAUGGCGGCGGAGCGGCGGCGCCGGGCGGGCGGCGGCCUGAGCGGGCUCCUGCUCCGGAUACGUGAAGAAGGAAAGGACAGAAUCCCCGAACAUCCCUAUCUCUAUGAGACUGAUGUAGAGAUCUCACUGGUUGGUGGCAGUUGCAAAAGUCCUGUUGAUAAAUUUUGGAAUGGAAGCAGUGCAAUGUACAUUUUGCAGAAAGCUACACACAAUGAAGAAAGCAACUCCAUGGAGGAAUCAAGAACAGAUGAUGCUGUUUAUGCCUCUGAGGUUUUGCCAAAGGAGAGUCCUGGACCCCUGGCUCUUUCUGUUGCAAGAGCAAAGCAGUUGAUUUCCUUGUACACAACGGUGCAAAACCCAAACAUGACCUACCUGGGGAUGAGUGACCUGGUUGUGCUUCCUCCCCUCUGGGCCAGGUGUGAUGGUUCUGAUCCUCAGCACACCUGCUGGAUUGGAGCUGAGCCUCUCAAGGCUGGAAACAAAGUCACAGGGCUCAAUAUUUACCUGGUUUCAUGUGAUGGUCCUACAGCUGAUAAAACCCGUUUUCCAAACCUGGAAGAACUCAAAAUGGAACAUAAAAUAAGGCAUCAUUCAUCUGUUGUGACAACAAAAGGGUUUGCUCAGUAUGAGCUGAUUGCAGCUGCUGCAAUAGAGGACACCAUUGCAGAAUCUGGAAGCAGCAUCUAUGUGGAUAUCACAUGGAAUGGUGUGGAAAAGAUUCUGGAGACUCCCCCACUGAUCUCUGCUGCCACCCUGAAUAUUGCCCUGGAGUCGGGAGACCCCAGAAGUCCUGUGUUCCAGCUGUACCGAGAGCUGCAGUUCCUCUUGGUUUUGGCUGAAGGUCUGAAGACGGGUGUGACUGAGUGGCCUGAGCCAUCAGAGUCUGAAUCAGCUCUUAAACUGGUCCAGGAAUUUCUGACUGAUUUAAAGAAGAAGCUGGAUGGAGAUUAUAUAUUUGAAAACAAGAAUGAAACAGAGAAAAUCAAAUGUGACACAGCUGCUGUGGACAGUUGCAUAAAAUCAAUCUUUGGUGAGCGAGGAGACCUGGAUUUUACUGAGCAAUUAUGGUGCAAAAUGAAAAUUGUCAGUUCCUAUCAGGAGUUAAUAGACUGUUUCGCACUGGUCAUAAAAUCCCUGGAACGUGGUGAGAUACAGCCAUGGAUUCAUCAGGGGAGUAGCAGUUCCUUAAGUCAAUUGAUCCAGCAGUCCUACCAUGGAAAGAUGGAGGAUGUUUCCCUCCGCGACAUCGCUCCCAUUCAGAUGCUCCUGGAGGUUGGCUUGGAGAAGAUGAAGAAGGAUUAUGUCAGUUUUUUCAUAGGCCAGGAACUUGCAACAGUAACCUACUUGGAUUACUUCAUUUCCACAUCAGUGGAUGUCCAGGAACAAGUCCACCGUGUUCAAAAGCUUCACCAUAUGCUGGAAAUAAUGGUCAGCUGUACAGGCUUACUGCAGUUCAGACAUGAGAACCUCUUCCCUUUGACACAGAUUUGCAUGAAGUAUUACAAGGAAAACCCUCUGAAUGAGAAGCAUGUGUUUCAGCUGCCCAUCAGACCGGCUCUUGUCAAGAAAUUCUAUCAAAAUGAUAACCCUGAAGUCUGGAAGGUGGAGAUAAGCAGUGGGCAUGGACAGAAGGAGGUUAAAACAACGUGGCAAGUCAGUACCAAUGCUCCUGUUGAACAUCGGACAUCACACAAUUCAGGUUUCUUGUCUGACUCCACAGUAAAUGGAAGCAGUGAAGAAAGGCUGUAUUUUAUUACCAUGACUCAGUGCAGUCAGGUGCAGUUCACUUAAGUUUGUGUUACUGAGCAAGCAGGACUGGAAAGCAGGGUAGUACAUAUGUGGAGUUUUCUGCCUAGAAAUCUGACAGCACUGCUAAAUAACUUCUGAUGGAGAAUUUUUGACUGCAUCAGUAAGUCCAGUUGGAGUUUGUGGAACGCUUUAGAAACAGUAAUUGAGGCUGUUCCCACUUUCAAUAUCUGAAUAGCUCUGUAUUAAACAGAUCCCUAUUUUACAGAAUCAAAGUGUCAUUUCUGUACCAUAUUCAUACAAGUUGUUUCCAGAAAUUCAAUGUGACGUUUGCACAUAAAUCAAAGAAGAAGGAAAAAAAAAAUCAAAAUUAGCAGCUGACAUCACCUCUCUUGGAUUUGGGAAUCCAUUUGCACUGAUAAUCUUUUUAUAGUAGUCAACAGAUGCCUUUGGGUACCGUGGUUUGUUCUUGUUUUUGAAGUCAA
Messenger RNA from Vidua macroura (Pin-tailed whydah), 2312 nucleotides. RefSeq names its product zwilch kinetochore protein (gene ZWILCH). Gene Ontology annotation, biological process: protein localization to kinetochore; mitotic spindle assembly checkpoint signaling. Gene Ontology annotation, cellular component: RZZ complex. The record is from RefSeq and is a predicted model, not a curated record. The coding region runs from base 82 to 1872 and encodes 596 amino acids. Lineage: Eukaryota; Metazoa; Chordata; Aves; Passeriformes; Viduidae. The transcript has 19 exons.